AUGGUUGGGCCAAAAGUGGACUGGCAAAGAAAAAAAGAUCAUCCGACGAGGGCAUUUCCGUCAUUAAAUUGGAAGUUGAGAAGUCUCAACCUCGAGUUCAUCGGGCAGCACUUUUUCUGCUCCCUGGUCAUUUCUCCAUCCUCAGGGAAGAGAAUAUUUUUCGGUGUUUCCCAAAAUGGCCCUGGAGAGGCAGGCGGGGGGACGGAGUACAGCUGGUGCAGGGCCGUCACCGGCGGCACCGGCAUCACCGUCAUGGCGAUCCUCCUCUCCCGCCCGCCGGAGCCCGCCAGGCUCGAGAACACGCUCCGCCGGAUCCAAUCGCGCCACCCGCUGCUCCUCGCCAGGCUCCAGUGGACCGACCGCAACCCGACCCUCUCCCUCUCCCCCACGCCCUAUCUCUCCGUCGAGGUAAUCGAUUCCGGGGCGACCUCGGGCGUCCUUCAGAGCUCAGACGCCGGAGAUCCCUUCCACGCCCUCCUGGAGCACGAGCUCAACAGGAACUCGUGGCCGGAGACUCGGAUCGAGACCCCUGCCGCCCUUUUCUUCGCGACGGUCUACCAGCUGCCGGAUUCCAGGGCGAUGCUCGCCCUCCGGCUCCACACGGCAGUAUGCGAUCGGGUGUCGGCGGUGGCGAUCCUGUGCGACCUCAGGCGGAUGUACGGCCAGGAGGCUGCGGCCAGCGAGACGGCGGGCGGGGGAGAGGAGAAAAAUGGGAAUGAGGAGGCGGGAGAGGUGCCGGGGGCGAUCGAGGAGAUGGUGCCUCAGGAGAAGGCGAGGAAGCCGUUCUGGGCGCACGGGGUGGACCUGCUGGGCUACUCCCUCGGCUCCAUGAGGUUCAGCAACCUCGACUUCCAUGACACGACGUCUGCUCGGGCGACUCGGAUGGUUCGCUUGCAGAUGGACCGGGACGACACGCAUAGGCUUCUAGAGGCAUGCAGGGAGAGAGGUGUCAAGCUGGGUAUCGCGCUGGCAGCGGCGGCAUUGAAGGCGGCGAACAACUCCAAGGAGGAGGGGAGCAGGCCUCAAAGUGAGAACUAUGCUGUCGUCACCAUCGUCGACUGCCGACCGAUUCUGGCGCCUCCCCUCCAAGCUGAUGACACAGGUUUCUAUCACUCAGCAAUCUUAAACACACAGAGUGUGAACAGCCAGGAGGAUGUGUGGGAGACGGCAAAGAGAUACUUCGACUCCCUCUCAAACGCAAUGAGGUGCAACAAGCAUUUCACUGACAUGGGAGACCUCAACUUCCUUAUGUGCAAGGCCAUUGACUACCCUCCUGCGACUCCCUACUCUUCCAUGAGGACCUCAUUCAUUGGUAUCUUCGAAUCGCCAAUAAUUGAUGACGAUGACAGUGUCAAUGAAUCAUGUUCGGAAAUAGGUCUGGAGGACUAUGUCGGCUGCUCAUCGGUUCACGGCGUUGGUCCGUCCAUUGCAUUCUUCGACACCAUCAAAGGUGGCAGGCUGGAUUGUGCAUGUCUUUAUCCUUGGCCUCUUCAUUCUAGGGAGCAAAUGGAGCAGCUGGUUGCGAACAUGAAGACCCUUCUCAUAGCCAGUGCUUGAAGGAUGAUGGGGCGAGCGCUGGUGGUUACUCAAGCAAGGGUCAGUGGAAUUAUUGUGAGAUUAGAGGAGUCUAAAUACGACCAUAAAGUAUGGUAGUGAAUAUUGGGUGCCAAAUAAGCUUAUUAUGUGACAUGACAAGUAUAUUUCAUCAUACAAAAAGCAGAAGCCCCUAGCUUUC
Messenger RNA from Nymphaea colorata (pocket water lily), 1735 nucleotides. RefSeq lists its product as uncharacterized. The record is from RefSeq and is a predicted model, not a curated record. The transcript is spliced from 4 exons. NCBI's taxonomy places the organism in Eukaryota, Viridiplantae, Streptophyta, Magnoliopsida, Nymphaeales, Nymphaeaceae. The coding region runs from base 1 to 1557 and encodes 518 amino acids.